AAGUCCACAGACGCUUUGUACAAACAGCGUACACACUCAAUCCAUAUAGACUGUAUAACUUGAUAUAUACAUAUAUUAUUAACUAGAUAAGCGUCCAGCAGGUGUUGGUGCCUAAGCAAAAACAAAGAAUUUCACAUUUCUUGCAGUUCUUGUUAGUUUCAAGAGGAAAAGAAUUCAGUAUGACUGUCAAGCGGUCACUAAUAGCAAUCUUUGUUGUUACGUUUUCUUUUGUCGGGGCGACAUUUGAAGAGGAGGCUGACAACCUUCCACCAGACCUGCCGACGGAACCUGAAUGGCACGACGUAAUUCCACUCGGUCAAGAUGUCGAAGAUCCUGCUUGGCAGAGUGACCAAGACAUAUUGCCCGGCAGAGAGCGCGUAGUUCGACAGCAUUCAGGCACGGUAUCUACCACCUACACCCGGUGGGGGCGGAAGGUCUGUCCAAACGGAGCAGAGCUGGUAUAUGAUGGCGUGAUGGCUGGGUCAGGGCACACGAAGAGCGGCGGUGGAGCAGACUACCUCUGUCUUCCCAUCGUCCCACAGUACGGCAGCACAGUCGCAGGAUCUCAAAGCAACAGAGACCACCUGUACGGGGUAGAGUAUGAGACAAGCGACUUCGACCCCGCCUUCCGUGACGUAAAUCAGCACGAUGCCCCCUGUGCCGUGUGUAGGGUAGUCAACAGGGGGUCUAGCCUUAUGAUCCCAGGGUGGAAUAGCUGUCCCCCCGGGUGGGUAAGGGAAUAUUCUGGGUAUCUAAUGUCUGCCCAGUUAUACACACAUACCUAUUCCUCCAGCAGUCAUCACCGUACCCAGCACAUAUGUGUAGACGAGCAGCCAGAAACAGUGUACUGGACUAGUAGUAGCCAGGACGGUGCACUGCUCUACUUUGUAGAAGCACGGUGUACCGCCGGCGGAGGAAUCCCAUGCGGCCCGUACGAAGACGGCAAUGAGCUGACAUGUGCGGUCUGUACAGUCUAACACAAUAA
Messenger RNA from Branchiostoma floridae (Florida lancelet), 985 nucleotides. RefSeq names its product short-chain collagen C4-like. NCBI's taxonomy places the organism in Eukaryota, Metazoa, Chordata, Leptocardii, Amphioxiformes, Branchiostomatidae. The coding region runs from base 180 to 977 and encodes 265 amino acids. The transcript has 4 exons. The record is from RefSeq and is a predicted model, not a curated record.